UGACAUGGCAGUCCCCUCCUCGGUAACGUUACACUUGGAUUUUCAAAUUUCACAAUUCCUUCAACAACGGUCUGAUCCACUGUUCCUCUCUCCAAACCCAGCCGUUCAUUGUUUAAUCUACAUUUCCUAUAUAUCCUCCCCGGCCGUACUGUACAACCAUAUCAAUUAGCUAGAAUUAGGAAGUGAGAAGCUAAAGAAGAAGAAGACAACUCUCUUAUUUGAGAGUACCCAUACUUCCAAGAAGAGUGAGAUUUGCUUUUUGAAUCUCAGGGGAUUUCCAUCACUCUUUCUGGAAAUCUCCUGAAUUCUACUGAAAUCUAUCCCGGUAAAAAAAGCUCUGAAGAAUGGUUGAAGACGACGGGAAGAGAACAGCUCCGGAAGAGGACGAGAAGAAGGUUCUAGAGGUUCUUUGUCGGAACAGCGUCACGGCCCUGGUCCAGCUCUUCACCGCCGCCACUUCUCCGAAGAUUAGAGAGAAAGCGGUCACCGUAGUCUGCUCGCUUGUGGCGGUGAGGAGAUUCGAUAAGUGGAUGGUGGAAGAAGGCGUUCUUCCUCCGCUCAUACGGCUGGUUGAAUCCGGGACAGAUUUGGGUAAAGAGAAAUCUGCCCUGUCUCUUAAGAGGCUUUCGAGCUCGGUCUCGACCGCCCGGGCAAUCUUCGGGCACGGUGGAGUUAGGCCGUUGGCGGAGGUUUGUGCGGCGGCAGGGGAUUCGGUCACUCAGUCCACCGCCGCUUGUACCUUGAAAAACGUCUCGGUCGUACCGGAGGUUCGGCAGGUUCUCGUCAAGGAAGUCGCGAUCAAACUCAUGAUCGACCUCCUCGACUUCGCCCCGCUGGUCGGGACGAAGAACCACGCCGCCGAGUGCUUGCAAAACCUCACCGCCGGUACGGACGACAUCAAGAGGCGGGUCGUCUCCGAGGGUGGGGUCCGGAGCCUUCUGGCUUUCCUGGACAGGCAGGGCCCGCCCAGGGAACCCACGGUCUUGGCCGUCAGGAACGUGGUCCAGUGGGCCCUGACCAACGAGUUGGUCUAACUCGGCAUCCUUCCGAAGCUAGCACGGGUGCUUUGAUCAGGCCGCGUCGUCGAUAUGCAAGCUCUGCACAUCGGGCGACGCGAUGAAGCUGGCGAUCAGCGAAGCAGGAUGCGUCCCGCUUCUUGUCGAGAUGCUGGGGGCGAAAACGAACGGGGCGAGGGAGGUGGCCGCGGAGGCGGCAAGCGCCUUGAUGCGGGUC
This is a messenger RNA of Cuscuta campestris, 1233 nucleotides long. The record is from the annotation of a GenBank genome assembly. NCBI's taxonomy places the organism in Eukaryota, Viridiplantae, Streptophyta, Magnoliopsida, Solanales, Convolvulaceae.